AUGACACAAUGGCCGUUGCUUUUCGCCAUCAUAUCUGAGCUUUUCGGACUAAAAUACUACUCCACACUCUACAAUUUCGGCUCAGUGGCGAGCCCAAUUGGGUCGUAUAUACUCAACGUGAGGGUUGCUGGACAUCUGUACGAUAAGGAGGCGAAAAAACAGAUGAGUGCUUUGGGACUCACUAGGAAGCGUGGUGAGGACUUGAAUUGCACCGGAGUGGAUUGUUUUAAAUUGGCUUUCAUUAUAAUCACGGGGGUGACGGUGUUUGGUGCGCUUGUUUCAGUUAUUUUGGUGGUUAGGACUAGGAAGUUUUAUAGGAGUGACAUUUACAAGAAGUUCAGAGAGGAGGCCAAAGCAGCUGAGACGGAGAUGGCACUGGGGGAGAACGGCGUCAUCGUCCGAUCAUCAUCGGGGACGAAGGGGGGUUGAAGAUUGACGAGAAUAUAUGAAAUUACAGGGUUUUUUUUUUGUUUUUUCGUUGUUAUUGUUAUUGUUGUUGUUGUGAGUUUGGAAAAUUGAGAGAAAUUAAGGAAGAUUGGCUAAGUGAUUCUUGAGUAAAAUGGUC
This is a messenger RNA of Ilex paraguariensis (yerba mate), 565 nucleotides long. Lineage: Eukaryota; Viridiplantae; Streptophyta; Magnoliopsida; Aquifoliales; Aquifoliaceae. The record is from the annotation of a GenBank genome assembly.